Molecule: messenger RNA, 2283 nt
Organism: Macrosteles quadrilineatus (aster leafhopper)
Lineage: Eukaryota; Metazoa; Arthropoda; Insecta; Hemiptera; Cicadellidae
Product: cytoplasmic tRNA 2-thiolation protein 1-like
Exons: 6
Coding region: 206-1201 (331 amino acids)
Biological process (GO): tRNA wobble position uridine thiolation
Cellular component (GO): cytosolic tRNA wobble base thiouridylase complex; mitochondrion
Molecular function (GO): tRNA binding
Source: RefSeq, a predicted model, not a curated record
AGCCAGUGUCCAUAUAAUGUGUUUUGUUUUGUGGAUAAUUUAGUUGUUAAUUCGAAACUUGUGCCUUAUGAAAUAAAGUGAAGGACAAGCGUUGUUGUACUUUAAGUCUGUCGUUAUGGAAUUUUAAUAAAUUUGAAUGGAAUAAGUCAUAAACAAACAUUUUAGAAAAGUGAGUGAUCAGAUUGUCAACAAAUCAGGAAGAACCAUGCCUGUUCCUUGCAGCACAAAGUGUGGUAAAAAUGCGAUUUUAAAGAGGCCCAAGACUGGUGAUGCUAUGUGCAAGGAGUGUUUCUUCUGGGCUUUUGAAACUGAAAUACAUCACACUAUUGUGGAGGGAAAGCUUUUCCAAAAGGGUCAAACUGUUGCCAUCGCAGCUUCUGGCGGCAAGGAUUCCACCGUUUUGGCUUACGUCUUGAAAACAUUAAACGAAAAACACCAAUAUGGUCUUAACUUGGUGUUGUUGUCUGUGGAUGAAGGAAUCACAGGUUAUAGAGAUGACAGCUUGGACACAGUUAAACAAAAUAGAGACGACUAUGAGAUGCCAUUGAAGAUUCUGUCUUACGAAGAGCUGUACGGUUGGACGAUGGAUAAAAUAGUUGCUCAGAUUGGUCGUAAGAACAAUUGCACGUUCUGUGGUGUGUUCAGACGCCAGGCACUAGACCGUGGGGCUGCUCUGUUAGGUGUGGACUCAGUAGCCACUGGUCACAACGCUGAUGACCUGGCAGAGACUGUCCUCAUGAACAUUCUGAGAGGAGACAUCGCUCGGCUCCAGAGGUGCACGGCCAUCAUAACUGCAAGUGAAGGAGCUAUCCCUAGGGUGAAACCAUUGAAGUACACUUAUGAAAAGGAAAUAGUAAUGUACGCCUACUUCAAGAAGCUAGUGUACUUCUCAACAGAGUGUGUGUUUGCGCCUAACGCCUAUAGGGGACAUGCCAGAGCGUUCCUAAAGGAUUUAGAAAUGAUUCGGCCUUCCGCUAUAAUGGACAUAAUACAUUCUGGAGAGAGGUUGGCUGUGAGAGAGGGAGUAAAACUGCCAGACAGAGGUACAUGUACGAGGUGUGGGUUUGUCUCCAGUCAGCCUGUGUGUAAGGCUUGUACGCUGCUGGAGGGCCUCAACAAGGGGAUGCCCAAGCUCGGGAUUGGCAAGAGCAGCCUCGCCAAGCGGAUGAUUAAUGUCAAGACUGUUACUACUGACUUUUAGAAAACACUGAUGGUCAACGCUAGGAAUUUAGAGUCUCAAAUACAUAUAUUAAGAAAUCAAUCUACUGUGGAAAUCGGUGAGCACAAUCAUUUUCUUUGUUUUGAAUCAACUGUAAAACUUAAAACCUUCUCACAGAGAUCAUCUUCCACAAUCUCAACAACAUGUUUGAGUACCUGUUUCUUACGAUCACGGCAACAUAAUGAUAGUCUCCGUCUCCAGUGAGUGUAAUAUAAUUGUGAGAAUCUCAUCCUAAACAAUCCCCCAGUAGUUUAUUUAAAUCAUGAUAUGCAAACAAUUUCCCUGAAUGAUGCCAAAGUUUUGUAUUUGGGAAAUUCCUUAUCAGCUACAAUUACUAUGUUUUACUAUCCUAAGGAGCACACAGGCAUAAGUGGAUAUGAGAAGAGAAUAAACAUUCAAAUAGCUGGAUUUUGAAUCUAUAGUACCUAUAUUUAAUUACUACUGAAGAUGGCAUUUAUCCGUGCACGCUCAAGUUUUAUGUAUCAGACGAAGCCAUGCAUAUGAGAGUAAUUUUCACAUUUGUAUGUGACAAAACAGAGGACAGUAAUGACUGGAGCAAAAUAUACUCAGAUACAGAAUAACAGACAAAAAAAAAUUACAACAAAUCCAGAGAAUCAAUAAAGAAACUGAUAGUAAAGGAAUAACUAUUUCUAAAUUGUACUGCAGCAAGAACACCUUCUUUAUUUUGUAUACUGUGUGAUCAUGUUCCUAAGUAAAUACCACUUGUACAUAUAGUGUUUUAACCCGGAUUUUAUUUCAGACCUGUGACUAUAUUGUAAAAAUAAUGUUUUGCAGGAAGAUUGAAUUGGAAAUCAGUUAUUUAUUCAAGCCUAUCCAAUAUAGUUAUUCAAAAAUUUUUGUUGGCCAUCCCAAGUGUAAGUAAAACAUUGUUCACAUUACUAUAAUUUUAAUUUUUAUAUCAUAUAUGGGCACUCAUUGGUUAAAAAAAGUGGUAGAAACUACCACAAUUAUGUCUGUGAUACAGUAAAAAUUGGUUUGUUUUUCUGUAAAUAUGUAUAAAGUGUAUAAUUGUAAGUUUUUUCCUUAUUAAUAAAUAAUCUUGU